Molecule: messenger RNA, 5133 nt
Organism: Ixodes scapularis (black-legged tick)
Lineage: Eukaryota; Metazoa; Arthropoda; Arachnida; Ixodida; Ixodidae
Product: zinc finger protein 525-like
Exons: 4
Coding region: 287-1222 (311 amino acids)
Biological process (GO): regulation of transcription by RNA polymerase II
Cellular component (GO): nucleus
Molecular function (GO): RNA polymerase II cis-regulatory region sequence-specific DNA binding; DNA-binding transcription activator activity, RNA polymerase II-specific
Source: RefSeq, a predicted model, not a curated record
GUGAGAUUGAUUUCAUGUUCUGAAACUUCGACACUUCUCUUUAUUCAACAAGCGGGUGCCUUUCUUAGCAAGCACGAUUAAAGUUGUGGGAGCCUCGUGGAAAACGGCUUGGCUUCUGUGAGACGGCGUUUGGCGGGUGUCUUGGAGCUUGACUCCAUCCAACAGUUCCUAUGGAACCAAAUCAGUCUUCAAGUCUAGUUCCGGGAGCCUCGUGGAAAACGGCUUGGCUUCUGUGAGACAGUGUUUGGCGAGUGCCAUCGGACCCUGACCCCAUCCCACAGUUCGUAUGGAACCGAAUCAGUCUUCAUGUCAUGGUGAUGGAGCCACAUUGUUGGGAGAGACCAGCUACCCACUGAAAGUCACCAAGGACAUUUGGUUCGCGUGCUGUUCCUGCACCUAUGUCACCAGAAAUCAGCAUGUCAUUGUGAGCCACCUGGCUGCCCAUGGUGAUGAACAAUCCAGGUGCCAGCAUCCCAUGUCUGGCCCUAAGUCCCAAGUGCUCGGCAACACUCAAAAGCACAAGAGUGAAAAGCCAUUUAAGUGCAAGCUCUGCCCCAAAGUCUUUGCUAAAGAUUCCCAUUUGAGAAAUCAUACCCGAACGCACACUGGUGAAAAGCCAUUUGAGUGCAAGCUGUGCCCCCAAGCCUUUGCUCACAGUUCCAAUCUUAGACAGCAUAGUCGAAAGCACACUGGUGAAAAGCCAUUUAAGUGCAAGCAGUGCCCCCAAGCCUUUUUUCAAAAUUCUGAUUUGAGAAAGCAUAAUCGAAUGCACACUGGUGAAAAGCCAUUUAAGUGCAAGCAGUGCCACCAAGCCUUUCCUCAAAAUUAUUAUCUGCUACGCCAUAAUCGAAUGCACACUGGUGAAAAGCCAUUUAAGUGUAAGCAGUGUAACCAAGCCUUUGCUCACAGUUCUAAUCUUAGACAGCAUAGCCGAAAGCACACUGGUGAAAAGCCAUUUAAGUGCAAGCAGUGCCCUCAAACCUUUUCUCAAAAUUCCGAUCUGAGAAAGCAUAAUCGAAUUCACACUGGUGAAAAGCCAUUUAAGUGCAUGCAGUGCCCCCAAGCAUUUGCUCUAAAUUACUAUCUGCGACGCCAUAAUCGAAUGCACACUGGUGAAAAACCAUUUAAGUGCAAGCAGUGCCCCGAAGCCUUUGCUCGAAAUUCCUAUCUAAGGAAGCAUAAUCUAACGCACACAGGUGAAAAGCCAUUUAAGUGUAAGUAGUGUCCCCAAGCCUUUUCUCAUAAUACGAGUCUGAACUGCCAUUAUCGAAAACAGUGUUUAAAAGCCUUCCAAGUGCGAGCAAUGCUCCAAGAGCUUUGCUCAGUGUAGGAGUUUAUCCACCAGAACCAAAUGCACACGUGCAGAAUGCCUUGCGGUUGACCCGUAAGCUGAGCUUGCUCCGUGUGUAAUGAUUUAACUCGUGCAAAACUUAAUGCCUUUUUAUUCAAAGUAUGUAUAUACCUGAGUGCAAGAUUGGUCCAAGGCCUUUGUUCAGAUUAAUAACUCGCCGCACUGAAGCGCCUAUGCGUAAUAAGCCUCACACAUUCCAGCAGCGUUCCAGGCCAUUUUCUAAACGGUCUUGCCUCACCGGGCACAUGCUAACACAUGAGCUUACCAAACCCCAAGGGCAUUUGCGUAAAGCCUGCACGACGUAGGCCUUUCAAAUGCCAGCAAUAUCCGAGAAGCUUUGAUCAAAUUUCCUGCUUGGUUGGCCACACAACGCAAGUGUGUGAAUAGGCCUUAAAGGACACAUGCAAAGGAAAAAUAACAUUUUUUUAAACAGCCUGGUUAGGAAAAGGAAGUCAUAAAAUUAAUUUACUACGAAAAAUAAAAAUUUUUAGAGCUAUAUUUAUGGCACUAUACGAAUUUGUAGUUGGCGCCCGCUGGCGCCUCGUAAAAGUGGCCGCUAUUUGUCAUAUGACCGGCCGCAAUUUGUCACGUGAUACUUGCACUCUUUUGGAAGCUUCCUAUGGUCUCUAAAAGUUACAUAUUCAUCUUUGUUUCAAGUGCAACAAGACAUGAAGAUUAAUAAGUCACUUUUAGAGCCCAAAGGAAGCUCCUGAAAAUGCACAAGCAGACAUGGUAGGCCUGUGCGCCGGUCAGAUGACAGCGGCGGCUCCGUGGAGCAGACAAACUUACGCGGCAACGGUGGUGUGGAGAAACAUAUUGAAACGGCGACGCACCACGCUCAGAGUGUGGCAGCGGCGUGACUUUGAGGCGGCAACGGCACAAAAGUGUACCACGUUACCCGCAGCGGCUCCCACGGGCGCCAACUACAAAUUCGUUUUGCGCAGUAAAUAUAGCUCCAAAAUUUUUUUUCUUCAUUGGAAAUUAAUUUUAUAACAUUAUUUUGCAAUCUAGGCUGAACAUUAUUUUUCAGUCUAGGCUGUUUGAAAAAAAUGUUUUUUUCCUUUGCAUGUGUUCUUUAAGUUGUGAGACGUAACGCAGAAGUAACGCAAAAGUGUGAAGUAACGCAAAACUUCACAGCCUGUUAUUGUGAAGUAACUUUUUCCAAGAUUUUUCUUUUGACGUUCUGUACCGUGCCAAGACCUCAUUCUAGCAGUUUCCUCAGAGGGGGACUGAUUGGCAAGUGUGUGCACCGCAGCACUUCCUGCUACAGUCGAACCUCGAUAUAUCGAACUGCGCGGUGAUGGCAAAAUAGUUUGAUACAGCCAGAAUUCAAUAUAUUAAAUCGCAUCAAAAACGCGUUAGAAACUUGUUAAAAGCGCGUGGCCGUCGCGCUCCGCGAAGCACCGACCGACCGCAGAGGCGGGAGCAGCCGCAUUAAAUAUCUGGUGCGGCUCGUACUUGGCGAGAACCUGCCUGAGGCCACUCUGGAUCAAGCCACUUCUUCAUUUCCACUUCAUUGGCGUCCUCACUUUCCCCCGAGACUGUCUUCCCGACAAUGUUAAAGCGGGCCUUAAAACGUUGCAGACAACCGCUACUGGCAUUGAAGUUCUCGGCGCCGAGAAUGAAUGCAAAGGUCUUGGCCUUCUGUUGUAACAUCCGUUCGGAUACAGGAAUAUUCUGGGCCCUUGCGUCGAUGAACCAUUUGUGCAGCGACUUCUCAACAACUUCAAAGGCAGCUUUGCGUACACGCCGCGCGCCUGAGUGCUGGUUCUGUUCUGCCUUGGCCUUUGUGUGACUCUUGUUUUCCAGUAGAGUACUCAAAGUGCUUUUGGUAGGCCUAAAGCUUCGACGACGCUCUACUUUUUUUCUCCAUUAUCAACCCGCUGGAUAGCUUCUAGUUUUGCAGCAAAUGUCAGGGACGUCCGUUUUUUAGUGUUUGGAGCCAUCACUCACGCAAGGCAACAGGACACACGAAAGAACUACGAUCACACGCGUAGCACUACUGAUAAUACGGAGGAGGAGGAGUUGGUGCGACAAAUGCAGUGCGUCGUUGGCGUUGCGACGAACUAUCCAGGCAGCGGCGUGCGCGCGCCGCUACGUUCAAAUGGCGCCCUCGGCGUGUGUGUAGGCAUUCGGAAGCGCCCAUUGCGCCACCGCUAUUAUCUUCGAGGGUGUUGCAGGAAAGCUCGCCGCCUGUCAAAAGAGUGCGGGCUAUUUGGGGUGGCGGAGUUCGGUAUAUUCAUUUUAUGCCCUACCCCGUUUGAAAUAAAAAAUAAAAAAUGCAUGCGAUUUUCUGCGUGAUAUAGAAAGCGUUCGAUAUAGGCAAUAAUUCUAUAUAUCCGUGUUCGAUAUAUCGAGGUUUGACUGUACUUGUUGGUACACCACUCCUUAAAUCCCUCGUACUGCCCAGUAGGUUUUGCUUUACAUUGGCACUGUAUCCAUUUUAAAUACUGCAUAAUGCCCCUUCAGGACUGCAUUGACAAACGUUUUGGAAAAUUUUGAACUGACUAACAUGCUCAUACUCAAAGUGCUUCUGCCUUCUUACACUGGCAUCUUCACAGUUAUGUAUUUAUUUCACACCUGUGUUCAGAUAUCACUUUCCUUUGUGUUACGUGUUCCCAAUAUUUUCUUGCUCCGUGUUCAUUUUCGUGGCAGUUGUUUCCGUGUUGCCUGGCUGUCUGCAUCAGAAUUUUCAAACCGUAGAUGUCAUUGGUUUGCUGGAAAAUUCCCUUUGCUUCUUUUUUGUGUAACACAGGAUAGUUUGUUUUUCUGCUUCACUGAUGGCUAAUGUUCUUACAUUUUUUAAAUAAUGAAAAGGGUCUGUGAAGCUAAGCCUCAAUGAAUACUAACUCGGCCAUGAAUUUGCUUCGUUUACAGGAUCCUUUGAAUCGCUGCUUAAUGUGGGAUUGUUCACAUGCGUAAUUAAUUUGCAAGUACAACUUUAUUGUGGCAAUACUUUUUUUUUUAUUCUUAUGUCGUUUGUCUUGAGCAAAAUUUGGGGAUGAUAAAUAUGUAAUCAGACUUCUGUUUCACUGUUUCUCAGAAAUAUAGGUUGACAGUCAAGCUCCCGGAGUGGUUUUUUUUUCUUUUCUUCCAUUGCAUAUCUUAGCUGAAGCAAAUGUGCUGCAGGCAGAGUAGCUCUUUACAAGGUUUCCCCUUUGCCAUCCCGCUUGAUGCUGGGAUCCCACUGUAGCAGUUUUGUCGCCAAGAAAUUGACUAAGUCUCGGCUUCUCGUGUCGAUUCUGACCAUAGCCCAAUUCCUGCCCUCCAGCAGGUGGUUUACGUAGGAGGUGACGCAAUGUUUUUUGUGCUGUUUUAUGCAUGUGAAGACAUUGCACUGCAUUCUCAAAUGGUAUGAAAAAGAAACGUGGCAGACUAGAGGAACUUCGUACCAAUUUUAUUGGGCUGAUAGUCCUCAGCACGGGCAUCUUUGUAAGUGCAUAUUGUUAAACGACAGUUGCUUGCUUUUGACCAUCGCUAUCUGGCACUUAUGUGACCACAAUAUUUUGUUGCACCGGGCACUUGUUCUUGGAAGCUGUUGUUGUGGCUCCUGUCUCUCUUCACCAAAAUUUAUAGAUUGGAUGUCGUCGUACAAGUCUCAGUGUUUUUCGUCUCAGUGUUUUUUCAUUUUCUUUUAGUUAUGACUUUUUGACUGGUUUUCAAUUUGCACCGAACCUGAGUGCACUGAACGUAGUAACUUGGCGAAACUUCUCGUUUCUCGAACUUUGCUUUAUAUUAAAAGUUACAGAGAAAUUAAAAUGACAAAAUCAUGCAAAAACUAA